This is a messenger RNA of Python bivittatus (Burmese python), 2578 nucleotides long. RefSeq names its product anaphase promoting complex subunit 5 (gene ANAPC5). Lineage: Eukaryota; Metazoa; Chordata; Lepidosauria; Squamata; Pythonidae. Gene Ontology annotation, cellular component: anaphase-promoting complex. Gene Ontology annotation, molecular function: protein binding. Gene Ontology annotation, biological process: positive regulation of mitotic metaphase/anaphase transition; anaphase-promoting complex-dependent catabolic process; protein K11-linked ubiquitination. The record is from RefSeq and is a predicted model, not a curated record.
UGCCCGGGUGAUGGCCGCGGUUGCCUACAGCGUGUGCGCUUCCGUAUGCGGUCCCCCGUCGCGCCGAGGAAGAAGCCAUGGCCAGCGUCCACGAGAGCCUGUAUUUCAACCCCAUGAUGACCAACGGCGUGGUCCACGCCAAUGUGUUCGGCAUCAAGGAUUGGGUCACCCCCUACAAGAUGGCGCUGCUGGUGCUGAUCAGGGAGCUGGGCCGGACUGGGCCGCAUCUCAGCCUGCUCGAAAGGCGGCGUCUCAACCGGCUGCUGCUGCCGCUGUUGCAGGGUCCUGAUAUGACACUGUCUCGUUUGAUUCAAGGUAUUAAUGAAUGCUGCCCUGAAAUAGCAAAUUCUGUUCAAACAAGGAUCAAGCUGAUGGCAGAAGGAGAAUUGAAAGAUAUGGAACAAUUCUUUGAUGAUCUUUCAGACUCAUUCAGUGGAACAGAACCAGAAGUUCACAAAACAAGUGUUGUAGGCUUGUUUCUGCGUCACAUGAUCCUGGCCUAUAAUAAACUCUCCUUCAGCCAAGUGUACAAGCUUUACACAGCUCUCCAGCAGUACUUCCAGAAUGAUGAAAAGAAAAGCAGGGGCGAUGAGAGUGAAAUGGAGCUGACACGUUGUGGGGAACCGGAUGAGGAGAUGGAGAAAGAAGAACUUGAUGGUCCACUCGGGUUAUUAUUCAUUUCCAUGAAAUCUGUAGGCCGCCCCAAUCUGGAGGAAGAGAUCUCCUGCAACGGCCCACUCUCACAGAAGCAAGCAGAAUACUUUCUCUCCCAACAGGCAUCUUUGUUGAAAAAUGAUGAGACCAAAGCACUUUCUCCGGCAUCUUUACAAAAGGAGCUGAACAACUUGUUAAAAUUUAACCCAGAUUUUGCUGAAGCGCAUUAUCUAAGCUACUUAAACAGCCUUCGAGUCCAAGAUGUCUUCAGCUCAACACAUAGCCUCCUUCACUACUUUGACCGCUUGAUUCUCACUGGGGCAGAAAGCAAAAGUAAUGGUGAUGAAGGUUACGGGCGAAGCCUGAGAUAUGCCGCUCUUAACUUGGCUGCGCUGCACUGCCGAUUUGGUCACUACCACCAGGCUGAGCUAGCCUUGCAGGAAGCCAUCCGGAUUGCCCAGGAAUCUAACGAUCAUGUCUGCCUGCAGCACUGUUUGAGCUGGCUGCACAUCUUGGAACAGAAAAGAUCAGAUAGCUGCAUACUCCUAGAACACUCUGUGAAAAAAGCUGUGUAUUUUGGAUUACCAUAUUUAGCUUCCCUGGGGAUCCAGUCCUUGGUUCAGCAAAGAGCUUUGGCGGGGAAGGCAGCCAACAAGCUAAUGGAUGCUCUGAAGGACUCAGACCUCUUACACUGGAAACACAGCUUGUCCGAACUUAUUGAUAUUAGCAUCGCCCAGAAGACGGCCAUUUGGAGGUUGUAUGGGCGCAGCACAAUGGCACUCCAGCAGGCCCAGAUGCUCUUAAGCAUGAACAGCCUAGAGGCCGUGAAUGUGGGCGUUCAGCAGAACAACACCGAGUCCUUUGCCGUGGUGCUGUGCCACUUGGCUGAGUUGCAUGCAGAGCAGGGUUAUUUCACAGCCGCCUCUGAGAUACUGAAGCAUCUUAAAGAGAGAUUUCCCAUCAACAGUCAGCAUGCCCAGCUCUGGAUGUUGUUUGAUCAGAAAAUCCAGUUUGAUCGAGCCAUGAACGAUGGCAGGUAUCACGUUGCCGACUCGCUGGUGUCUGGAAUUACUGCUCUGAACAGCUGCGAGGGGGUUUACAGGAAAACUACUUUGCUUAAAGCACAGAAUCAAAUGUCCAAGGCACACAAACUUCUUGAGAAGCUCUUGAUCCACUGCCGUAAAAUAAAGAAUACGGAGAUGGUGAUCAGCGUACUGCUGUCCACCGCCGAGCUGUACUGGCAGUCUCUGUGCCACACGAUCGCUUUGCCCAUCCUGCUUCAGGCCCUGGCCCUGGCCCGGGAAUACCGUCUCCAGUAUCUGGCUUCGGAAACCAUUCUCAAUUUGGCUUUUGCCCAGCUAAUCCUUGGGAUUCCCGAACAAGCUCUGAGCAUCCUACAUAUGGCCAUAGAGCCCAUCCUGGCACAUGGGGCUGUGUUGGACAAAGGAGCUGCCAUGUUUUUGGUUGCCAAGUGCCAGGUUGCUUCUGCAGCCUCUUAUGCCCCCCCAAAGAAGGCCGAAGCUCUGGAAGCAGCUAUCCUGAACCUGAAUGAAGCAAAAACCUAUUUUGCGAAAGUGGACUGUAAAGAACAACUCCGGGACGUCCUUUAUCUGCAAGCCAGGCUCUUCCACAGCCUGGGUAAGACCCAAGAGAGAAACCAAUGUGCCAUGCUCUUCCGGCAGCUUCAUCAGGAAUUCCCUGCCCGUGGGGUCCCCCUGAUCAGUACUUUUAAAUGAGGCCUCUGAGCAGAGGGAUCCAGUCCUUUGAGAAGGCCACCCGAGCCACUGAAAAGGAAUGAGAUCUGCACAAGAGCCCCUGUUCAGGAGCUCUGCAGUUCCUCCUCUCUUCCUCCUCUCGUUUUCAUGUGUCUCUUACUCUGUGUAACGUUCAGUCUCUGGAAAUACCAAUAAAUUAGUGUGUGGGU